This is a messenger RNA of Ustilago hordei, 423 nucleotides long. RefSeq lists its product as uncharacterized. The record is from RefSeq and is a predicted model, not a curated record. The transcript has a single exon. NCBI's taxonomy places the organism in Eukaryota, Fungi, Basidiomycota, Ustilaginomycetes, Ustilaginales, Ustilaginaceae. Bases 1 to 423 code for a protein of 140 amino acids.
AUGUCGAUAGCCGCGGAGCUGGCUACGCCUUUUCUGAUAGCCGAGAUUAUUGCUUGCCAAUCCGACUGCUCUCCGCAACUCAACUCACCCGCCGGGGGAGGGCUGUGCAAUCAUGAUGAAAUGAAAGCUGCCAGAGAGCAAGAUCGCAAACCAGGCCACACCUCCUGGCCGGGGAGUAAUGUUGGAGAGGAUGACUCGAGAGGCGUCCUUGCUGUUCAGGAACGCGAUCUCCACUUUGACACUCCGCUGCCAAAUAUUUCGCAAAUUCCGUUCGAGUCAAUAAUCACCCUCCCUUGCUCCAAGAUAGCCGCUACGACCGUACACAAGCUUACCCCCGAUACACCGAGUUUCCUUCGCUUUUGUUCUAUGCGAUAUGACACCCUGUUCCCGAUGUGCCAGUCGCCGGAAUGCAUAACCGCAUGA